Messenger RNA from Ornithodoros turicata, 888 nucleotides. RefSeq lists its product as uncharacterized. Lineage: Eukaryota; Metazoa; Arthropoda; Arachnida; Ixodida; Argasidae. Gene Ontology annotation, molecular function: nucleic acid binding. The transcript is spliced from 2 exons. The record is from RefSeq and is a predicted model, not a curated record. Gene Ontology annotation, biological process: DNA integration. The coding region runs from base 1 to 888 and encodes 295 amino acids.
AUGCAGGAGCUGCUGCAGGCUAUGGACGAUGACGUCGUGCUCCGUCAGGUUUUAAGUUGCUUGGAACAUGACCCUCAACUGGACAAGCAGCAGCAAGAGCAACUUUCUCCAUAUCUCGAACUUCGCGACGAGAUCACUUCGGUGGGAGAAGUUAUCCUUGAGUUUUUAAUGGACAUCUUCGUUCGUGAGGGAUACCCUGAAAUUUUGCUUUCGGACCACGGGCCUCAAUUCGAAGCUCUACAGUUCAAGAAUUUUCUUGCCGAGAGGGGUAUACUGCACCGACAGUCGGCAAUAUACCAUCCUGAAGCAAACGGACAGGUGGAACGCUUCAAUAGAGUUCUGAAGGGCUUCCUCCAAACGAUUUCACUCACUGGGAAGAUUGUGUCGCAAGAUGUGAAGGCGUUCCUGGGGAUCUACAGGGCUAUGGCUCACGCAGCAACGGGGUUAUCGCCAUCAGAACUGCUACAUCAGAGGCGCAUGAAAUCAAAACUCGACGUAGCCGGAUUCCCGAACCUGGACAAAGAUAUUCAGAGGGAAAUGGCUUCGCUACGUGAGCGUAUCAAGAAGUAUCAGGAAAAGACUAAAGCUUAUUUCGACGAACGCCACCGUGUGAGGACCCCUAAGUUCCAGCCGGGAGACUAUGUACGCGUCCAUCUACCCGGUCACCGUCCGAAAGGAUCCCGGGCGUACGGUCCGCCCAUCGCCAUACAAGAGAAAGUGGGACUCAGCACGUUUGUCUUGGCAGAUGGGACAGUGCGCAACGCGUCUAGACUAGCUGCAUCCGAAGUUGGACAACAGCCUGUCAACUCAGGGUUACCUACCCAAACAAACUCCACCCUUAGGCGUUCGGAAAGGACACGGAAACCACCGGAUCGCUUCCGACCAUAA